Messenger RNA from Ogataea polymorpha, 1464 nucleotides. RefSeq lists its product as uncharacterized. Gene Ontology annotation, biological process: mRNA splicing, via spliceosome. The transcript has 2 exons. The annotation marks the transcript as partial. NCBI's taxonomy places the organism in Eukaryota, Fungi, Ascomycota, Pichiomycetes, Pichiales, Pichiaceae. Gene Ontology annotation, molecular function: mRNA binding. The record is from RefSeq and is a predicted model, not a curated record. Gene Ontology annotation, cellular component: cytoplasmic stress granule.
AUGGCCCACAGCCAGGCUCCCCCUCAAGCAGCGCAUGUGGACCGUGGAUCGGCUAGAAACCCUCAGUCCAGCGUUUCUGCCGAGAACAGCACUCACCACCAAACUCCGCCACGAACGGGGUUUCGCCGAAGUUCAUUUUCUAAGCAGCUGAAGUCCAAGCUGACACAGGAGGCCAGAGCUCCAAAAACUCCAGAGUCAUCAGAGUCGUCUGAACAGGAGCACGAACCUGAUGAGUUUGAAACGCGCUCUCUGCGGUUUGUCAACCUGAGACCGGACAUUGGGCUGAGCGAUUUUCUUGAUCUCAUUGAGUAUGGCCCCAUAGAAAAUUGCUCUUUUGAACUGACGCCUCACGCCAGCAGCAGCAAAACAGUCAUCCUCUCGUUUGUGAAGAAUGAAACCGCGUUCAAGUGCUACUCCAAGCUCAAAAACAUAUUGGACGAGCUCCGUAGUGUGCUGGAGUCUCCUGAAAUGGAAUUGCUUCCGGCCAAAAACGUGCCCUUGCUGCCUGUGGUCCAAUGGGCCAUAGAGAACGAUAGCGCGACCAGAGCAGUCUGUCUCAGCAAUAUUCCUUCGGGGCUCCCGUUGAGGCUUCUUUAUCAAGAGCUCGAAGUGAUGGGCCCCAUAGAGCAUAUCAAGUACAUCCCGAACAAAAACGCGGCGUUCGUCCACUUCACAUCAAUUUCCACGGCAAUAAAAUGCGUUGAGCAGCUAGCAUUGAGCGAAUCGAUCCUUUCCACCGCCAAAGUGUUCUAUAGUAAAGAGAAGAACACCAGCGUUCCUCAAUCAAACGGAACAGCCAAAAUUGAGUAUGACUGCGAGGACAAUCAAUAUUCUGACUUUUACUCUACUCCGUCGACAUCGUUCUCACAAUCCAACUUUGGGAAUCGGACCAUCUAUCUCGGUAACAUUCACCCCGAAACUACAGCAGAAGAAAUAUGCAAUACCAUCAGAGGAGGCUUGCUGGAGUCCAUCAAGUUGAUUCCCGACAGACACAUCUGCUUUCUCACCUUUAUCGACUCCAGCUCUGCCGCACAAUUCUUUGCUACUGGUACCAAAGAAAAAGUGAUAAUUCACGGCAGAAGAAUCAAGGUGGAUUGGGGGAAGCAUCCAGGGCCUGUGAGCGCACGUGUGCUGGAAGCCGUCGAGAAACAUUCAGCUUCAAGAAAUUUGUACAUUGGUACUGAACCUGUCUCUGAGGAAACUCAGGAAGAAGCCCGCCCAAAAAUACCCGAAAUUGACACUCUGCGACGCGAUUUCUCGAUAUUCGGAGAGAUUGAGCAGAUCAACUUUUUCAAGGAUGGACAGUGUGCAUUUGUGAACUUCCUCCACAUCGUCUCCUCGAUCAAUGCUGUAGAGGACUUUAAUGGUGAAGGGCGUGAUGCUGUGCACGCUUCUUUUGAAAACAGGUACAAGCCUUUCAAAAUUGCUUACGGGAAAGAUCGAUGUGCCAACCCUCCAAAGGCU